Molecule: messenger RNA, 2366 nt
Organism: Myotis davidii
Lineage: Eukaryota; Metazoa; Chordata; Mammalia; Chiroptera; Vespertilionidae
Product: protocadherin alpha-10-like
Exons: 1
Coding region: 180-2366 (728 amino acids)
Biological process (GO): homophilic cell-cell adhesion
Cellular component (GO): plasma membrane
Molecular function (GO): calcium ion binding
Source: RefSeq, a predicted model, not a curated record
GUUUUUAGAACAAAGGCAUAAUCCUGUGAUUCUCAAUCAAGGACCAGGAAGGAGCGUCAUUCUGAGAUCUCAGCCAUUUCGAUAUAAUUGAACGUAAGAAACCCAACAGGAAAAUUCAGAGCAUGUUAGUCUUCUAGACCGCUGAUUCAUGGAUUUGUAAAACCGGGAAAGUAUGUAUGAUGUUGGUUUACAGACCCAGCGACCUGAGAACCGGCCAUCUGCUGCUUGCACUUCUGCUCCUCGCAUCCUGGGAGAUCGGGAUUUGCCAGGUCCACUACUCGGUCCCCGAAGAGGCCAAACACGGUACUUUUGUGGGUCGCAUCGCGCAGGACCUGGGGCUGGAGCUGGCGGAGCUGGUGCCGCGCCUGUUCCGGGUGGCGUCCAAAGACCACGGGGACCUCCUGGAGGUAAAUCUGCAGAAUGGCAUUUUGUUUGUGAAUUCUCGGAUCGACCGCGAGGAGCUGUGCGGGCGGAGCGCGGAGUGCAGCAUCCACCUGGAGGUGGUGGUGGAGCGGCCGCUGCAGGUUUUCCACGUGGAGGUGGAGGUGAAGGACAUUAACGACCACUCCCCGGUAUUCUCCGUCUCAGAACAAAAGCUGGCAAUACCGGAAUCUCGACUGCUUGACUCUCGAUUUCCACUAGAAGGCGCCUCUGAUGCGGAUGUGGGAGAAAACGCAAAGCUUACUUACAGACUCAGCCCAAAUGAGUUUUUCAUUCUUGAUAUUAUAAACAAGAAAGGCAGAGGCAAGUACCCAGUGCUUGUGCUCCGGAAACUGCUGGAUCGCGAAGAAAAUCCUCAGCUUUUGUUGUUCUUAACGGCAACGGAUGGAGGCAAACCCGAACUUACUGGGUCUGUCUCUCUGCUGAUCCUGGUGUUGGAUGCCAACGACAAUGCCCCGAUAUUUGACCGAUCCAUAUAUGAAGUUACGAUGUAUGAAAAUGCACCAAACCAAACGUUAGUAAUACGGCUAAAUGCUUCUGAUGCAGAUGAAGAAAUAAACAAGGAAUUGAUAUAUUCAUUUAGCUCCUUGGUUUCACCCAGCAUAAGAAGGAAAUUUCUAAUGAAUGAAAGGACGGGAGAAAUAAGAGUAAAUGAUGCCAUUGACUUCGAAGAUAGUAACGCCUAUGAAAUACAUGUAGAUGUUACAGAUAAAGGAAACCCACCAAUGGCUGGUCACUGCACUGUCCUAGUGGAAAUCCUGGAUGAAAAUGACAAUUCACCCGAGGUGGUUGUCACUCCGCUGUCUCUCCCGGUGCCAGAGGAUGCUCAGUUGGGCACUGUCAUCGCCUUGGUCAGCGUGUCUGACCGUGACUCUGGCGCCAAUGGGCAGGUGACCUGCACCCUAACACCCCAUGUUCCCUUCAAGCUGGUGUCUACCUUCAAGAAUUACUAUUCACUGGUCCUGGACAGCGCCCUGGACCGCGAGAAGGUGUCACACUACGAGUUAGUGGUGACAGCGCGGGACGGGGGCUCGCCUUCGCUGUCGGCCACAGCCAGCGUGUCCGUGGAGGUGGCCGACGUGAACGACAACGCGCCGCUGUUCGCGCAGCCCGAGCACACGGUGUUCGUGAAGGAGAACAACCCGCCCGGCGGCCACAUCUUCACGGUGUCGGCGCGGGACGCGGACGCGCAGGAGAACGCGCGGGUGUCCUACUCGCUGGUGGAGCGGCGGGUGGGCGAGCGCGCGCUGUCGAGCUACGUGUCGGUGCACGCGGAGAGCGGCCAGGUGUCCGCGCUGCAGCCGCUGGACCGCGAGGAGCUGGAGCUGCUGCAGUUCCAGGUGAGCGCGCGCGACGCGGGCGAGCCUCCUCUGGGCAGCACCGUGACGCUGCAGGUGUUCGUGCUGGACGAGAACGACCACGCGCCCGCGCUGCUGCCUCCGGCCCAGCGCCUGCUGGUGCUGGUGAAGGACCAUGGCGAGCCGGCGCUGGUGGCCACUGCCACGGUGCUGCUGUCUCUGGUGGACAGCGGCCAGGCGCCGAAGGCCUCUUUGCGGGAGUCCUCUGGCUCCGCGAGCGCGGAGGCGGCGCUGGUGGACGUGAACGUGUACCUGAUCAUCGCCAUCUGCGCGGUGUCCAGCCUGCUGGUGCUCACCCUGUUGCUCUACACAGCGCUGCGGUGCUCCGCGCAGCCCACGGAGGGCGCGUGCGGGCCGGGGAAGCCGGUGCUGGUGUGCUCCAGCGCCGUGGGGAGCUGGUCGUACUCCCAGCAGAGGCGGCAGAGGGUGUGCUCUGGGGAGGGGCCGCCCAAGACGGACCUCAUGGCCUUCAGCCCCAGCCUACCUCCGUGUCCAGUACCGGAGGUGGAAACGGAAGAACAGUCUAUUGGAGGGGACCACUCUAGGAAGGUGGGUAGUACUUUUUAA